Messenger RNA from Eutrema salsugineum, 1220 nucleotides. RefSeq names its product transcription factor FER-LIKE IRON DEFICIENCY-INDUCED TRANSCRIPTION FACTOR. The record is from RefSeq and is a predicted model, not a curated record. The coding region runs from base 61 to 1011 and encodes 316 amino acids. Gene Ontology annotation, molecular function: DNA-binding transcription factor activity; protein dimerization activity; sequence-specific DNA binding. NCBI's taxonomy places the organism in Eukaryota, Viridiplantae, Streptophyta, Magnoliopsida, Brassicales, Brassicaceae. Gene Ontology annotation, cellular component: nucleus. The transcript has 4 exons. Gene Ontology annotation, biological process: regulation of DNA-templated transcription.
AACUUCGAAGAGUCUCUUCUUUUAUUUGACAAGAAAACCGACAAAACAACAAAAGAGACAAUGGAAGGAAGAGUCAACGCUCUUUCAAACCUAAACGACUUAGAGCUACACAACUUCUUGGUCGAUCCAAACUUCGAUCAGUUCAUAAAUCUCAUCAGAGGAGACGAUCAAAUCAUCGAGAACCCACCUCUCGAUUUCGAUCUCGGUGGUCCAUUGCAGAACAGCCCCUGUUUCAUCGACGAAAACCAGUUUAUUCCAACACCUGUCGAUGACCUGUUCGACGAAUUGCCUGACUUAGACUCCAAUGUCGCCGAAUCGUUUCGUAGCUUCGACGGCGAGAGUACUGUCAGAGCCGGUGGUGAAGACGAUUACAACGACGGCGACGAUUCUUCAGCCACCACAACGAAUAACGACGGGACCCGAAAGACGAAAACGGAUCGGUCAAGGACUUUGAUCUCGGAAAGAAGAAGGAGAGGUCGUAUGAAGGAUAAGCUCUACGCAUUGAGAUCUCUUGUUCCAAACAUUACUAAGAUGGAUAAAGCAUCUAUAGUGGGAGAUGCAGUGUUGUAUGUUCAAGAAUUGCAAUCACAAGCCAAGAAACUCAAAGCCGAUAUAGCUGGUCUUGAAGCUUCUUUAAACUCUUCUGGUGGGUAUCAAGAACCUGAACUAGAUGCUCAAAAGAUUCAAACUUUUCGCGGAAUCAAUCCUCCUGUUUCCAAGAAAAUCAUUCAGAUGGAUGUAAUUCAAGUGGAGGAGAAAGGGUUUUAUGUGAGAUUGGUGUGUAAUAAAGGAGAAGGUGUGGCUCCAUCACUUUACAAGUCUUUGGAGUCUCUUACAAGUUUCCAAGUGCAAAACUCCAACCUAAGCUCUCCUUCCUCUGACAGAUACCUCUUAACGUAUACAUUAGAUGGGACAUGUUUUGAACAAAGCUUAAACUUGCCUAACCUGAAGCUGUGGAUCACCGGAUCACUUCUAAACCAAGGUUUUGAAUUCAUCAAGCCUUUCACUUGAUUUCAUAACGCGAUGUUCCAGUCUGAUUUAAACCCGGUUCUGCAUCUCAUUGAUUGUCUUCCUCUCUGUAUGUUUUAUAAUUCCCUGGGAUCUAAUUUUAAUUCUAAUGAUGAUGUAAUCGAGGUUGUUGAUUCUCUAUCGAAUAAACAUGGUUUUUGUAGAGUAAUCAGCGUAUUUCUUGGAUUAUAAUCUCAAGCCUUAAGUUGAUA